ACCAUUCACGACAACUCGAUCAUCGGUAUAUUGUACAUCUGACGCGUGCCCUGUGUGGUUCGACCACUGCAUGUCCACCAGCCAAUCUAAAUCGAUGGAGGAAGCUUCAUGUUGACCAUUCGACCGUACCAGAUUACUCAGCUGACAAGCUUCAACACGAUGAGAUCGUCUUCUGCCGGCACACUGUCCUCGGCACAGUAUGCUUGUGAGAUUUGUAGAGAGCGCAAAGUUCGAUGCGACAGAGCCCUUCCAAAAUGCAGACGGUGCGAUCGUCUCAAUCAACCGUGUGGUUACAAUCACGCCCAUCAACAUCGCACACGCGACGAUCAGCUGAAGCAACUUCAGGAGCGGCUGGCCAGGACGGAGGCCCAGCUUGCCCUUACCACGCCGAGACCGCCACCGCUGGUCCGCCCACAGUCGCGGUCAGAAGUCACGGAGCUGGCCACUUCGUCAAAGUGGUUCGGAACGCCGGAUUUCUUUACGCCAAACAUACCAGCAACCACCACGCCCCAUUCCCAGCUAGCCUCUGUCUUGGGAAAUACGGCCACAAACACUCCGAUGGACCUGGACAAUACCAGGCGGAUGAGUUCAGCCAUUGAUAUGCCGACGAAUGGCUCAUCGCUCCUGGAUACUGAUCUAUUUACUUCUUUUACCGAGGGGGCGGACUCCAACAUGACGUUUGCCUGGACAAAUCAGCCGCUGAUGGCGCUCGAACCAUUGGACAAUAUGCUUCUCAAUCGACCUCAGUCAGUGCCUCGGAGCGGGACAGAAGAAGACCUAUCUCCAGCAGAUCUGAGUUUGCUGCACAACCACUACUUCGAAUCCGUCUACUUUUCCUUCCCGUUUCUAAACAGGGAUAGGUUCAUGGCAGAUUCAACGAGCGGUGGCAGCCCUGCAGUGAGCGCCCUGAUUUAUGCUGUUGCCCUUGCUGGUUGCGCUCACUCCCCUAAAGAUUCCAAUCGACAGUCGACGUGCUACAACUUAGCGCGUAACUACGCUGAGAGGUGUGAACGAGAAAAUUAUCUGAACCACCUGAACUUCCUGCAGGCUUUGUUAUUCAUAGGCCGCUUUGAGGCUAUGAGCCGGAAGCUGGAGCGAAGCUGGCUAACGCUGGGACGUGCCGCCAUGCUUUGCAAGCUUCUGAGUUUGCACCGGAUGGAUGAAGCCGGAUAUGGUCAAGGAAUGCAGAACGGAGAAACCCAGGGUGGCUCUCCAUUAAGUUUGCCGCAUACAGAGGAUCCGGUGCUGUUGGAGGAACGACGACGGACAUUCUGGGGCUUAUACAUAUUGCAAAGCUACGUGAAAACGCGUACCGGCUGGCAAUGUCAGUUAGGAGACAUCAAGAACUUCCGAAUCAACUUGCCAUCGCCAGGGCUGUUGAGGUCCGAUCUACAACCGCUCAAGAUGCCAUCUCUGCUAGAUGUGAGUACCGAACCCGGUCCCGAGAUCACGUCCUACGCAGGCUGCGUUUUGAUGGUUGAGCUGGCCUUGCGCUGCUUCGACCACGGACAACAACGCGACACGCCAGGUUUCUGGGACGACUACUGCGCCCUAGUCAAGAAGACCGACAACCUCUUCAUCAUUCUUAAGCGUCAUCUCAACGCCACGUCUAUCCGUGAAGAUCCAGUAGCCUUCAGCCUCUACCUGAACCUGCGCGCUACCGAGAUCUUCUCACACGAUUCGGCUAUCACGAAGAGCGAAGAGCAAGGACUACCGCCAUUGAUGAUAGUCGAAAGCCAACGCCGCGCUACCGCUGCUGCGUUCCAGAUAUCUAGCGCUGUAGGCCUCAAUUUGCCGUCGCCGUGGAAGGCGGACAGCGACAUCAUCAUGCUUCAGGCUACCUUCAUUGCCUGGCCUUUGACCAUGGCGCUGAAAGCAUUGUAUCGCGAACUCGUACAUGGAGGAGUCCGCGAGACUGUGAAUGGUGUCGUGGCCUCGUCGAGAUUACUUUUCGCGGCUCUAGACCAUAUUGAGGAAUCGGACGGACACUGGCACCAAUGCGUGACUCAUGUUGGAGCUAAGUUGCAGGAAUGGGAUGAGAAGAAUAGCUUUGACUCUUUGGCUCUAUGACAUCCCUUUUCUUUUCUCUUUUUUCAUCGAGGGAGGCACUUGCAUCUUCUUGGACAUUGUGCUACAAUCGUGUUUGGCCGAAUGUAGCAAGCUUAUAGGAUGAGACUUUCCCUGGCUCAAGAUGACUUUAUACACUUAAUCCUAUCAAAUAAACAUACGAAUAAACAAGCAGGC
Molecule: messenger RNA, 2244 nt
Organism: Cucurbitaria berberidis CBS 394.84
Lineage: Eukaryota; Fungi; Ascomycota; Dothideomycetes; Pleosporales; Cucurbitariaceae
Exons: 4
Coding region: 160-2070 (636 amino acids)
Biological process (GO): regulation of DNA-templated transcription; DNA-templated transcription
Cellular component (GO): nucleus
Molecular function (GO): zinc ion binding; DNA-binding transcription factor activity, RNA polymerase II-specific; DNA binding
Source: RefSeq, a predicted model, not a curated record